Sungouiella intermedia is the source of this 429-nucleotide messenger RNA. Lineage: Eukaryota; Fungi; Ascomycota; Pichiomycetes; Serinales; Metschnikowiaceae. The record is from the annotation of a GenBank genome assembly.
AUGUUUCCAAGUCCUAACUCUGUGCAAAGAGCCUCAACAAGUUCAAAAUCCCUUGCGAUCCCUUCUCGAGUUCGUGGUGAGCGUCAGAAAGUCGCGCUUGCUCCGGGCCAUUCACCGUUAGAUUGGGCAGCUCUAAACGCCAAUACCCCAAGGCAUGUCCUACGUGGACUUAAGCCUGACUCACCUCCUGCGCCUUUCGUAAGAAUCACAAAGGAGGAACUCAAAAAGCACAGCUCCAAAACUGAUUGCUGGACAUGUAUUAAUGGACGAGUGUUUAACUUGACUCGCUAUAUUCAUUUCCACCCAGGUGGGGUAGAAGAGAUCAUGAAAUGUGCUGGAAAGGAUGGAACAACAUUGUUCAAUAAAUAUCAUAGUUGGGUUAACCCUGAUAGACUUUUGGAGAACUGUAUUGUCGGAGUUUUGAUUUGA